Molecule: messenger RNA, 357 nt
Organism: Eruca vesicaria subsp. sativa (arugula)
Lineage: Eukaryota; Viridiplantae; Streptophyta; Magnoliopsida; Brassicales; Brassicaceae
Source: the annotation of a GenBank genome assembly
AUUUGCUCUGCUCGACUGCUUGUUUCGAUUCGCUCGUUGAUUGGAUUUGGAAUGAUGGAAGAGGACGAUGAUUACGUGGAGUAUGUUCCAGUGGCGAAGCGUAGAGCAAUGGAAGAGCAGAAGAUUCUUCAAAGGAAGGGGAAUGUGUUGGAGCUGGAGGAGGAAGAAGCCGAGAAAGAGAAGCUCGCAGAAUCCAAACCAAGCUUGCUAGUUCAAGCAACUCAGCUCAAGAAAGACGUACCCGAAGUUAGUGCAACAGAGAAAAUUAUACUACAAGAGAAGGAGAUGAUGGAGCACUUGUCAUCUGGAUAUUUUAUUCACCGUCAAAGAGGAUACUCAACUCUAGUGAUACUCUGA